Mytilus trossulus (common blue mussel) is the source of this 1024-nucleotide messenger RNA. RefSeq lists its product as uncharacterized. The record is from RefSeq and is a predicted model, not a curated record. Bases 45 to 713 code for a protein of 222 amino acids. The transcript has 6 exons. NCBI's taxonomy places the organism in Eukaryota, Metazoa, Mollusca, Bivalvia, Mytilida, Mytilidae.
GUACAAGUUUGGAACGACAGAUAGAGACCACGCAUGAUCCAGUGAUGAGAGAAAAAUUGCGAGCUGAACGAAGAGAACACAAUAGCAGACAGAUGUUGGAAAGAAAGUACUAUUACACAAAGAAAAAUGCUGCAAAGACAUCCCCAUCACAAUAUCUAAGCUUAAUUAUAGAUGGAAUGGAUCAGUCAAAAACGAAUCUUCCUCAUUUUGUUGGUCGAAUGGCAAAGGCUGUGAAUAAAGUUGACCAACUAACGACACAUGUCACCGGAGUUUUAGCUCAUGGACAAAAUAAAUUUUUCACCUUUCUCGACUGGAACCAAUAUGCGCACGACUCUAAUCUGACCAUGAAUAUCCUUAUGCUAAUUCUUCACCAGAUUUCAAAACUUAUGGGUAACAAGUUACCGCCUAUUUUGUACUUGCAAGCAGAUAAUUGUUGGCGGGAAAAUAAAAAUCGAUAUGUAUUGGGUUUUUGUGAACUCCUUGUUCACCAACGUAUUUUCAAUGAGGUGCAUUUAUCAAUUUUACCAGUAGGACAUCCACACGAAGAUGUGGAUGCCGCUUUUAGUCGAAUAGCUGAAACUCUUCGUAGAAAUGAUGCUGAAACAAUGCCUCGUCUGAAGGAGAUGCUUCCGAACGUUAAGGAUAUAGAGGCUAUUUAUGACAUUCGUUCAUGGAUAACAUCAAGCCUUAACGACAUUCGUAAGCAUACUUAACCUUUGCAUUAUAAGUUUAUCCGGGAUUUAGCAACAAAUAAUGUGAAAAUGCAGUACAAAGCUUUCCAAGACAGCGAAUGGAAAACUGAACAUGGCAUUAUUCAACUCAUUUCCGGAAAACCUAAUUUACCAAAGGGAAUACCACAAGUUAUCAAUCCUCUGUUCGAGAAGAUAGAUAUAAAUAAGAUCAAAUCUAGAAUACCACAUUGGCAAUGUCUUUUCACCGAUCAAAUAGAACAUACAGAGCAAAAGUGGUGGGGAGGAUUUCUUGGACAUCUAGAAAAAAUUAGAGACAGUUUGCCAUACAGAAG